UGUCGUCUGCUAUUUUAGUCGGCGUCGAUCGGUUUAUUUUGCUUGUGUUGAAGUGUCAAGUGCAUUUUCGACACAAAAAAAAAGCAUGAAUCGUCAAUCAUAUAGCCGUACUGAAUUAGCACUGCUAUAACUAGAAUUAUCCACCCCUAGUUUUAUUUAUGUGUUAGUAUAUGUGUGAAAGUGAGAGUUUGUUUAUUGACAUAUUAAACAACAUAACCAAGACAAAAUGAUGGCAAUAUCCCUGAAAGGCUUUGGGAAAAAGUUCAUUGUGGCUGGUUUCAUAUUUCUCACCAUUCAAUACCUUAGUUAUUUGUGUCUUGCCUUCCUUGGCCGAGAUAAGCCCACUGAACGAGAACUUGUACGGCUACAAGACAAUGGACCAAUAGGUAUUGAAAUUUCAGUCAAUGGAAAAUUCUUAGAAGAAGCCAAAAUGUUUGAUCAAGUUUUCAGAUUUUCAAAGUGUUUACCAUUCAUCAUUAGCCCUAAAGUCUUGGCACAUGUAUGGAAUGUUAGGCAAAAUAUCACUGAUUGUGUUGGGGAUGGCUAUAAUUGCAUGCUGGAAAGCGAUGAUAUGUUUUUUGGACUGGAGGGAGACUGUAUCAACAGGAAGACAUUGCUGAGUUCUAUGACAAAUGGUCUGAAUAGAUAUGGCUUUAAUAUUUCACAUACCAAAACAAAGAAGUUUAUUGGCUUGCCAGGAGUAUUCAAAUCAUUCACCACAAGUCUAAUUUUGAAGCGAUUGUAUGGCUUCACCGUAGUCAUAUUUCAUAGCAGAGAGGAUAACUUCUGGUGGCAUGGUUCGAUUUAUGAAGAUAAGGAUGCCGUUGGAAACUUGGCAAGGGCUAAACUUCUUCCUGACAACUUGCAGCUCAUGCAUCGUGAGGGUGCAAUUCCAAAAUUUGAACUUGAAGAAGUCAAAUUGUUUCAUUACAACUUUAUGGUACCAAAGAAUAUCCCUGCCUUUUUGAGAGCCAUUUCUGGUUCAGCUGCAGAUUUUAUUGAGUGCAAUUACAGAGCAGUAGAAAUAUACUAUAGACACUACAACAGAGACACAUCUGAGGAGGCAGAGCGCUUCAGACAUCAAGCAUGGAAGCUACUAUCUAGGGCUAAAAGAAUAUUGAAUGAUUUAGAUGUGCCUUUUUGGCUUAGUAGUGGAACUUGUUUAGGGUACUUGCGACAGUGUGAAUUCAUCCCGUAUAGUCAAGAUGUUGAUCUUGGUGUAUUUGCAUCUGACUAUAAAGAAGAAAUAAUUCCUGCAUUCAUGUCACAUGGAUUUGAACUGCACCAUACUUUUGGGAUAUUAAAUGAUAGCUACCAAAUUGCUUUUAAGUAUGGUAAAAUAAAACUUGACAUAUUCUUCUUUUACCUUGACCAAGAGAAGGGAACCAUGUGGAAUGGAGGAACUGAGGCAAGAUCUGGGAGAAAAUUUAAGUACACAUUUCCUCCCUUUUCAUUAUGUUGGACUGAAUUUCUUGAGCUCCUAGUGAGGGUGCCGUGUAAUAUAACUAAAUAUAUUGAAGCAAAUUAUGGUCCAAAUUGGCAGACGCCUGUCACCAAGUGGAGCUGGAAAUUAAGUCCUCCAAAUUCAGAACCAAAUGGUAUGUGGCCAAGAGAACAAUGGCCACAAGUCAUCAACAUUCAGCGUUUUUAAUUCCCCUGGAAUGGUUUUAUCAUCUGGCUGUACUAGUUGCAAUGUGAUAAAUGAAUUACCCAAUUGAACGUCAGGCUGAAAAAAGACUGCAUUAGUUAAGCCAUAAAUGUAAGUGCAAUCAAGUAAAUAUUUCUAGUCCUUAACAUUUUACAGAGCAUUGUGUCAAAUGCAUAGUCAACUUUCAUACUGUUAAUUGUACAAGUCACGAUCUGUUCGUUAUAAUAAAGCCAGUAUUUUUACAAAUAGAUAA
Molecule: messenger RNA, 1901 nt
Organism: Frankliniella occidentalis (western flower thrips)
Lineage: Eukaryota; Metazoa; Arthropoda; Insecta; Thysanoptera; Thripidae
Product: ribitol-5-phosphate transferase FKTN-like
Exons: 6
Coding region: 227-1651 (474 amino acids)
Source: RefSeq, a predicted model, not a curated record